Carassius carassius (crucian carp) is the source of this 2959-nucleotide messenger RNA. RefSeq names its product F-box/WD repeat-containing protein 7-like. Gene Ontology annotation, cellular component: nucleus; cytoplasm. Gene Ontology annotation, biological process: proteasome-mediated ubiquitin-dependent protein catabolic process; ubiquitin recycling. The record is from RefSeq and is a predicted model, not a curated record. The transcript has 12 exons. Lineage: Eukaryota; Metazoa; Chordata; Actinopteri; Cypriniformes; Cyprinidae. Gene Ontology annotation, molecular function: ubiquitin binding. The coding region runs from base 102 to 2216 and encodes 704 amino acids.
UGAAGGACUCUCAGCUGCCAGACUUGUGAAUCAAUGCCAAGUCCUUGUCCUCCUCAGACAGCCUAGCGAAGGUGCAGGAGGUAGCAAGCUGGCUUUUGGAAAUGAACCAGGAUCUGCUGUCGGGGGGCAGCAGCAGCAGGGCGUCCCAGCAGCCGAGGCCUGGGGCAGGUAACAGCUCCUCCGGCGGCGCGGAGCACAUGAACCUGGUGCUGGAGGAGCAACAGAGAAGAGAAGCAGCCGAGGAGGAAGAGGGAGGACCCGAGGAGGAAGGACAGAGGAGGGAGGUGAACGGAGACCAAAAGGGCAUUUCUGAGUGGAUGUGGGAGCAGGAGCUGCGUAGACGGCAUCACGACAACGACGAAGAGGAGGAGAAUAACGGCGGAAGGGAAGUGAGACUUCGUUCACAGAAAAACGACGAGCGGCCGGAGGAUGGCUUGGAGGAAAUGGACCAGGAUAGCGAUGAGUUUGAGCAUUCAGAAGAAGAGGAGGAGGAGGAAGAUGAGGAGGAAGGCCUCCACUCUCCCUCCCUCAGGACCCCUGCGUUGGACCGUAAUGAUAACUCGGAGCAGUCCUCUGGACGACAGCACCAACGCUCUCCCUCGUUUUGCAUGAAUAAGAUGAAGAGGAAGUUGGACCAUGACUCCGAGGUUCGAACUUCAGGAAAAAAGCCCUGUCCAAGUCCUACAGGAAUGCCGUUCCCAGCCACCCCCACUACGUUUCGGGACAUUCGAGUGGUCAUUGGGCAGGGUCAGCAGAGACGGCGCAUCACGUCCAUCCAGCCUCCCAGCGGCCUGCAGGAAUGGCUGCGCACCUUUCAGAGCUGGAGUGGUCCAGAGAAGCUGCUGGCGCUGGAUGAGUUGAUUGACAGCUGUGAGCCCACGCAGGUGAAGCACAUGAUGCAGGUGAUCGAACCACAGUUUCAGAGAGACUUCAUCUCACACCUGCCCAGAGAGUUGGCCUUACACGUGUUGUCAUUUCUGGAGCCCAAGGAUCUGCUUCAGGCAGCUCAGACGUGUCGUUACUGGCGCAUCCUAGCAGAGGACAACCUGCUCUGGAGGGAGAAAUGCAGAGAAGAAGGUAUUGACGAGCCCUUGUACAUAAGGAGAAAGAAGGUUAUCAAGCCAGAGUUCACACACAGUCCCUGGAAGAGUGCCUACAUUAGACAACACAGAAUAGACACCAACUGGAGGAGAGGAGACCUCAGAUCACCGAAGGUGUUGAAAGGCCAUGACGAUCAUGUGAUCACCUGUCUCCAGUUCUGUGGAAACCGCAUCGUGAGCGGCUCAGACGAUAACACGCUCAAAGUAUGGUCUGCUGUUACCGGGAAGUGUUUACGGACGUUAGUUGGCCACACCGGCGGGGUCUGGUCCUCGCAAAUGCGAGACAACAUCAUUAUCAGUGGCUCCACAGACCGAACGUUGAAGGUCUGGAAUGCAGAGACGGGAGAAUGUAUCCACACGCUGUACGGUCAUACCUCAACAGUGCGCUGUAUGCACUUGCAUGAGAAAAGGGUGGUGAGUGGCUCCCGGGACGCCACGCUACGGGUUUGGGACAUUGAGACGGGUCAGUGUUUGCACGUGCUCAUGGGUCACGUGGCGGCCGUUCGCUGCGUACAGUAUGACGGCCGUAGGGUGGUCAGCGGGGCCUACGACUUCAUGGUGAAAGUGUGGGAUCCUGAAACAGAGACCUGUCUACACACACUCCAGGGUCACACCAACAGAGUCUACUCCCUACAGUUUGACGGCAUCCAUGUGGUGAGCGGUUCGUUGGACACGUCGAUCCGGGUGUGGGAUGUAGAGACUGGAAACUGUAUUCACACGCUCACAGGUCAUCAGUCUCUCACCAGCGGCAUGGAGCUCAAAGAUAAUAUCCUGGUCUCCGGAAACGCAGACUCUACCGUCAAGAUCUGGGACAUCAAGACCGGCCAGUGCCUACAGACACUGCAAGGUCCACACAAGCACCAGAGUGCAGUAACCUGCCUGCAGUUCAACAAGAAUUUUGUCAUCACCAGCUCUGAUGACGGUACGGUGAAGUUGUGGGAUCUUCGUACGGGCGAAUUCAUCCGUAAUCUGGUCACACUGGAGAGCGGCGGCAGCGGCGGCGUAGUCUGGCGGAUCCGUGCAUCCAAUACUAAACUGGUUUGUGCGGUGGGCAGCCGUAACGGCACGGAGGAAACCAAGCUCCUCGUGCUGGACUUCGACGUGGACAUGAAGUGAUGGAGGUGGGCUUCAACGGCACUCGUUUGGAAAACCGGGAGCAGCCUGCUGCGCCAGGACCGAUCACUCAUGGCAUCUCCAUCUCCCCGUCGUGCCACGGUCCACGACUGCAGCCACAGUCCCGUUCACCUUCCGAGGUGCAGACGCUCACAGCAUUCUGGGAAGGAAACUGACAAAAGAAGGACUUGGGAAGACAGGAUUGUCCCUUUUCCGAUCACUCAAGGCGACCUCGCAGAGACUUGUUCGCUCAAGCCUGGCUGAAGUUCUCACCCUUAUGUACAAACAUUUGUUUUUGUUUUUUGAACCAAACAGUCGACACUGUAUACAUGAGACCCUAAUGCAUCGAGACGGACAUGGAGUGAUACACAGUGUAUACAAAAGUAACUUUAAUGGAGAAAGAUCCGAGCUUUGUACUGUGGGAGUGAUUCAAGAGAGAGAAAGGAAGCCAAUUUUGUCAGUCCUCAUCAACCUCAGCACGCGCCAAAUAUCCCUCUCCUCCUCAUGCGUUGAAUUUUUCUUUUGUAUCCGUUUCUUUUUUCUUUUUUUUCACAAUCUUGGUUUUCGCGUCAACAGCUGUGAAUUAAAGUUUUGUGCUUUCUUUUCAAGUUCAGUUCUUUUUUUUGUUUGUUUCACAAUCCUACUUCUGUUGCAAACAACAGGUUUCAGUAUUAAGCUAAACCCACUCUGCUGUUUCACACGUUUAUGGGAUUUUAUUUUGUCAUUUUUAUUUUUUUUGCUAUUCA